Messenger RNA from Anopheles gambiae (African malaria mosquito), 2766 nucleotides. RefSeq lists its product as uncharacterized. Bases 697 to 1920 code for a protein of 407 amino acids. Gene Ontology annotation, molecular function: protein binding. Gene Ontology annotation, cellular component: actin cytoskeleton; cytoplasm. The record is from RefSeq and is a predicted model, not a curated record. The transcript is spliced from 5 exons. Gene Ontology annotation, biological process: actin filament polymerization. Lineage: Eukaryota; Metazoa; Arthropoda; Insecta; Diptera; Culicidae.
GUUUGCUUGUACCGCGCUCCAGGACAAUGGUACGGCAAGUUCCGAAAACGAGAACUGUCAAUAUACACACAGUGGGGGCUGCAGAGGAGGAAGCAAAAGAAUAAGAAGAAGCAAAAGAAGGCAACGGAGGAGAACGAUUCUGGCGAAAUUUUCACGGCAUUAUUGUAUCCACAGUGCUGGAGAUAUUGUUGUCCCCGCCGCUACGAUUUGGCCGCAGUUUUGCAGGGGGGACCUCCCACACCCGCGGAAAACCCCGUGAAUCGACCCGUGUCCCGCGAUUCGGGCGUGUAAAUAAUCGCUGCAAUCACAUCCAUCCCCGUGUCCAAACAGCACCAAACAGCACCCAAAACGGGGUGACAUCUUUACUUUUUUUGCUGUGGAAACAAAGCCCCAGCGAAGUCCGCGACCAACCAACAAAUCCGCUCAAACCGAACCGAAAAUCUUCAAUCAAAGCUCUCAAAGAGUGCAAUUUUUAUCCCUUUCGCCCCUCUGUGCUUGAUUGUUUUCUCCUGUGUGUUUGUGUGUGUGUGCAGUGUUAUGAACGGUGGUGCGGCUGGCCCGGUGGUCCGCGUUGUAAUAUGAGCUCGGAGGGUACAGUGUGUUGGCGUACCAGUGUCUACUAGAGGACUUUUGUUUGUUCGGUGUGGCCCGAGAAGGGCCCGAGAAGCGACCAGGAGAAGAGACUGCGCACGCAAAAUGCACGACCGAAGGGCGGCCAUGUGCUACGGGCUGGUGUACAUACUGUGCACCCAGGUGCUGUCCACCAACUCACGCACCUCCACCCUGUGGAAGCUAAACACGGAGGAGGGCAAGAUUGUCAGCGGGACCGGCGGUAGCAACUGCAAACUGCAGAGUUCCGGUGCGGGCGAAAGUAAGAUGACCGCAGCUGGCGAGAGCAGUACCACCACCACCGGCAGCAGCAACAACAAUAACAAUGGGGACGAAUCCUUGGUGGACCCGUACCAUCCGGAGGAGGACGAGGAUUCGACGUUUCAAAUCAUCACCAUCACCGCGGCCAACUAUCGAGACAACACGUGGAGGCGGCACGCGCGCGGAAAAUUGAUUGUGAACCUCCCGAAAGCGACGCCGGAUAGUGAGGGGGCGGCGGCAAACCACAAGGGAACCGCGAACCACCCGACCACCAGCCCGGAAUCGGCGGACGUGCUGGACUGUGGCAAACCGGUCAACUUUACCUACUACGACGAUCUGAUCGGCGUGGCCCAGCGGUACAGCCAUCCGGUCGUGCCCGAGCCGGAGGUCGCCUUCCUCUUUCUCAAGAAGAAGGGCCCGAAGUCGCUGAAAAACUUCGACAUCGAUGCGCUCGAGCGGCGGCUCCGCAAGGCGAAGGCGGAGAAACCGCGGUCGGUGCAGCUGUACAACCAGAUCGGCAACUUUUGGCGAAUAAAGGGCGACGCCCGGCACUCGAUCGAGUGCUUUCGCAGCGCGCUCGCGAUGGCACCGACCAACGCGGAGGUGCUGCUCAACCUGGCCCGGGUGCUGUUCAACCUGCAGUACCUGGACGAUGCGAUACAUCUUACCAGACGCUCGCUGGAGGUGCAGCCGAGGGAUCGCAGCGCCUGGCGGCAGUACUUUACGCUCGGCGAAAUUUUCAAAGCGUACGGCCACUUCCAGGAGUCGGUAAACCAUCUGCGCCAGGCGCUGGAACUCUACCCGCAGUACGAACCGAUCAAGAAGGCGAUCGCCGACGUGGAGAACAUUUCCGCCUCCUCGCUACACAUCUUUACCGUCAUCAUCAUCAUUUUCCUGGUGAUGUGCGUGCUGUAUGUGAUCCUUUCGUCGAACGAAAGCAGCCAGAACAACCACGAGCUGGAGCAGAAGGCGGCCCGCCACUUUAACCGUGCGAUGGCGAUGCGCUCGCUAAAGGGCUUCACGCAGCGUUCGUUUAAGAAUAGAAAGUAAACCUCCCCCUGCUCGAGACGCAACAUCCUAGCACCACCUUCCUGCGGUAACGGAAGGGUGUUGUUCUGCGCGAAGUAACGCCGGGCAGAAGAAGAUGAUAGGCCGCUAGCAAACGCGAGAAGCUAGAUGGAGAAAGCUAAUCUCUCUGUAGCGCAAUGAGUCGCACAGAUCUAUAUACAUGUAUAUGUAGGGGUUUGUGAGUGUGUGUGGGUGUGUGUGUGUGUGUGUGUGUGUGUGGGUGUGUUUGCGGGUGCGUAGAUCGCUCUUGGUGGAAAUGCGGACAGUCUUGCGGCUAGGAUGUUGCGCGUCAAACAGUGGUGGCGUGUGCUGCAGCAGGAUGGUAGGAGAUUUAUAGUUUGUAAGCAAAAAUUGAGAUUCGUGAAAAUCUUCCAAUAUGCCACACCGAAUACGCCCGCUCACACACACAUUCGCACACACAGACACACACACAGACACACGUCCACACACUGAACCGCGUGCAAAGUAGAAGGCAGGAAAAGGGCAGGCAAACAGUUUGACCGCGAGAGAAGGAGCAAUUCCAAUUGGAAUCCAAACUUCGUAUCGAGAUCAUAUAGUAAUCGUGCGCGAAGGCAGCAGGAAAAGGAAGCAUAGCAAAGAACAAAGAAAAACACACACACUCACACAGAAAUUGCUAAUCUAAUUACUAUUACACUAACUAUUGCAACAGCUACUAUUGUAAAACGGCUGGUGAGGUGAGGCUGCGGCUGAGAUAGGCGCAAUAGGCGCCCCCAGAAUAGAGUUGGUUGGUGUCUGUGUGUGUAUGUGUGUGUUACACAAUCGCCACCCAGUCUCCAUCCCAUCUUAAUAAUCCCUGCUCGCCCCCCC